This is a messenger RNA of Chelonoidis abingdonii (Abingdon island giant tortoise), 1931 nucleotides long. RefSeq names its product receptor accessory protein 1 (gene REEP1). Gene Ontology annotation, biological process: endoplasmic reticulum tubular network organization. Gene Ontology annotation, molecular function: microtubule binding; olfactory receptor binding. The record is from RefSeq and is a predicted model, not a curated record. Gene Ontology annotation, cellular component: endoplasmic reticulum tubular network; endoplasmic reticulum membrane; cytoplasmic microtubule. NCBI's taxonomy places the organism in Eukaryota, Metazoa, Chordata, Testudines, Testudinidae.
AGAGAGGCUGGAGCCAGAGAGAAAGUGAAAACAGCGACGGGGCUUGCAGAGCUGUGGGUGCGCCGAGCCGCCGAUGACUCCUGGUGUCCUGCCCAAUCCCCUCCGCAGCCGCUCGCUGGAGCCCCUCUGGCGUGAGCAGCUGCGCGGAGUGAGGCUGCGCUGAAAUGCCGAAUGGCUGAGCCGCUCGCUCUGCUCAUUCGGGUGGGAGCCGCAGACAGACAUAGUCAGGGACGGAGCAACAGGGAGACCCCUCCCUGGCAAGAGAGCGGCCCCCUGCACACAGCGCCAUGGUGUCAUGGAUCAUCUCCAGGCUAGUUGUGAUUAUAUUUGGCACUCUUUACCCUGCGUAUUAUUCUUACAAAGCUGUAAAAUCAAAGGAUAUUAAAGAAUACGUCAAAUGGAUGAUGUACUGGAUCAUAUUUGCACUCUUCACAACAGCCGAGACUGUCACAGAUCUCUUUCUUUCCUGGUUUCCAUUCUAUUAUGAACUGAAAAUAGCUUUUGUAGCUUGGUUGCUGUCUCCGUACACAAAAGGCUCCAGCGUCCUGUAUAGAAAAUUUGUACACCCAACACUAUCUUCAAAAGAAAAGGAAAUUGAUGACUGCCUCGUCCAAGCCAAGGAUCGGAGCUACGAUGCGCUGGUGCACUUUGGGAAGCGGGGACUGAAUGUCGCAGCAACGGCAGCUGUGAUGGCAGCUUCCAAGGGUCAAGGGGCCCUAUCUGAGAGACUCAGGAGCUUUAGCAUGCAGGACCUCUCAACCAUUCAAGAAGAGAGCAGCAGUCCUGUACCUCCUCCAGUCACUGUACGAACAAGCAGCAAACAGAGCAAGCCCAAAACAUCCAGAAGUGCAUCAGAAAGCACGGGCAGCUCAGUUUGCUCAUGUUGUUCGGUGUGCCAAAUCCUCAGAGUGGUUGAGGUAGACAUGGAUGAUGCGUGUGAAAAGCCUCGUGAGGCAAACUGUGAAACAAAAGACUUAGUGUUCUCAGAUGAUGAAGAGCAUGAUUUAUUGGAUCACAUGGUCAAGAACAGACGGCUCAAAAAGAAGGAACAAGCUCUUGAGGCACCGCCUAGGCCCCUUAGACCUCGCUUCAGGAAGAAAAGUACCUCGACCUCUACCACUGAAACCAUGUGAGUGCAAUGAGCCAAUAGCACCAAGAUCCACAGAAUGUCUCUCUUCUGCCUUAAAGAGCUACUUGCUAAUUAUGUAGAAAAACAGCAGUGAGAUGGAUGUGAUUUGAUGUGCAGCACUGCAAGCAUGGACUUUCUCUCUUCCUUUGUUACAUGUUACUUGCAUUUCCCCAUAACAUGGUUAGAACACUCACAGGUGGUAACAGUGUCAGAGUCCCCCCGUUUCAUUUGCAGAAUAUACGACCACUCAAGCUAACCCUGUCAGACUGUACAUUUGCAAUUAUUAGCUGCAUCUGCAUAGUUUUAGCUUGUGAAUGCAAAUAAAAAAAAUACUCAAUAGCUCUCAGUGAUACUUUGACUAAUGUAGCUAUUUAUGGCUUUAUCCUCAAGGAAGUGGACUUGCAGGAGCCAUAGAUUUUUCUCCCUACCUUCCUCCAUCUUAUAACAAGACUGUGACUGACGUGAGAUAUCUUGAAUUUUCAACUGUACAGAAUGUCUGAGACUUAUUAGCAAAAGUUGAGCUGCAACUCCAUUUCUUUUUCUGCAAGUAAAUUAUGUGAACUCCAGUCACUGUGCUGAAAAUAUAGAGAAAACAACUUAGAGAUGAUGAGACAGAUGUACAAGAGAAUGAACUGAUUUCACAAAAUAAAGUAGGGGAGUCUUAAUUUUGAUACUCCUGAGCCAGAAGAGUAAGUGACAUAUUUUGUAGAAAAUGAAAGAAUUAAUCUUAACUUUUGACCAACAUUUUACUGGCAGUUCUACAAUAUAUGCAAGCCAUGUUUGUAAUAACUGCUACAGUGUU